This is a messenger RNA of Prorocentrum cordatum, 433 nucleotides long. The record is from the annotation of a GenBank genome assembly. Lineage: Eukaryota; Dinophyceae; Prorocentrales; Prorocentraceae.
GUGCCUCCCUCCACCCCCUCGGGAGCCGGCCGGUGUGCGCUGGCCCCGGGUCCGCGGCAGCCAGGACCUCGCCCUGUCGCCGAGCCUCCGGACGCUGUCGCUGGCGGGCCCCGUGGUGUCCCCACACUUCGCAGGCUGCCCCGACGGCGGCUGGGGAAGUGCAGCGGCGCUGCCGGCAGACAGAGGAGAGCAGCCCCCGCAGCUGUCCGCCAUCGCGGGCGGUGCCAGCGUCAGGCGGCUGCAGGCGCUCAUCGCUCAGAGACGGCGUGGCAGCCCGCCCGAGCUUGCGGGCGCCCUCGGCGCGGUGCCGGAGGCGCACGACCUGGUGGCGGACUCCGCCCUUCCGGCCAAGCAGGCGUUCGACCCGUUUUUCGACGACCCGUGCCACCCGCCACCACCGCUUGCGCAGCCGCCGCUCGUGCGGCCGCUGUCC